AGAAACAAUUGGUCUUGUGGACAGUCUCUAUGGCAAGACUUCUUCGACGGUCUUCUGUGGGGUCUUCUUGUUGCAUAUUCUUCGAAUAUUCUUUUGAUUCCAGUUUUCUUGGUCCAUCUUUGUAGCUAUCAUAGUAACUACUAUGGGUUUUUUUGAAGACUCAUACGUUCCGUCAGAAAGUCGAGAACAAGACGGCUUCUCUUGUUUCCAAGAGAGACGAGGGGAAAGUGUUUUAUUGGAACAACAACCAUCUCACUUUUACUAUUCACCACCUGCCGAUAACAACACGUCUCAGUCUUUUUUGGAUGUGAAAAACGGUGACAAUAAGGUAAACUCAGGUGCAGUACUUGAUAAACCAACGGCCUUAAGGGUAGAAAACUUAUUGACUGGUGCAAGUUCAUCAGUUUCCAAAGCCGAAGCUAAGCGGCACGUCGAAGGACAAAGUGAGUCAACCAAGAUAGAAGAUACGAGUGAAACUGGGAGUACACAUUCCAGAAAGUGUCGUAGGUGCUCUUCGCACGACAACCUAGCUAUCCUAUGUGAAAGGAGUUCAAAUGAAGGAAAAAGAAUCUCUAGAGUACCAUCCGCUGAAGUCCUUACUGAUCGAGGAAUUUUUCUGUAUCCGUCUCGUGACUAUGCUUCAAAGACUCGUGACUAUCACCUUUGCAAAUCUACUCACAAAGGCAAAGUUUCCGAUCACUCAGCUUGGGAAACGUCAAGUUAUAAGCAUCAUAGUAGUAAUGGAUUGCCUCCUCUUUCUAGUCAUCACGUAAAGAAUGAAGAGCACUUGGUAGACUCAGCUUGUAAGUAUUCUAGCUCUCUUGGGAAUCGUAUCGUUCGUAAAAAUGAAGAUAUUACAAAGAGUGGUGAAAAGAAAACGGAAGCUUUGGAAGAUGAAAGAAAAAGUGAUACGAACUCUCGAGGAGGAGGCAUUGCGGAAGAAUCUUUCCCAACUCUUAAUCCUUAUUAUUCAACAGUAGCCUUUCAAACUGCUACUAUAGCAGCCAAUGAAUUGCAAUCAGAACUUAAGGCCACAGAAGAACUUUUAAAUAGUGCGGCAAGGAGAAGGCGUUAUCAGGAUGCUUGGUAUUCUUCAACUUUUUCUGCAAAUGGCUCUCUUUUGAAUGAUGCUGCAAGCAAGUGGACUCUUCAGGAGCAGCAGUCCUCCCAAUUACAUAGUUACUCUAGUUAUUUUCCUCAACCAAUGGCGCAGAUGGUUUCAUUACCAGUUUAUGUCAACCAUCCCAUACCCAAUGCUCCCCAAGUUGCUACUUCUUUGCCUGGAAACUUCACUAGUCAUUCAUCAGAAUCGCAGCAGCCUUCCUAUUUUCAAGAUGGAAACAGUAUCCAAGAUGCAGCCACUUUGACCAAUCGAAACGUGCAAUUGGAGCGACAAAUGAUGGAUUUGCAAUUGCAGUUGAACGAACUUCGAAACGAAAAUGCAAAACUCAAGAUGGAGAAUCAACAGCUCAAACAACAAGUCUUCUCAAAAGUAACCUAGUUUGAAUCUAUUUACUAGUUGAAAAAUUGC
Galdieria sulphuraria is the source of this 1531-nucleotide messenger RNA. RefSeq lists its product as uncharacterized. The coding region runs from base 143 to 1501 and encodes 452 amino acids. Lineage: Eukaryota; Rhodophyta; Bangiophyceae; Galdieriales; Galdieriaceae. The record is from RefSeq and is a predicted model, not a curated record. The transcript has a single exon.